Messenger RNA from Notothenia coriiceps (black rockcod), 1496 nucleotides. Its product is annotated as GTPase IMAP family member 4-like. Lineage: Eukaryota; Metazoa; Chordata; Actinopteri; Perciformes; Nototheniidae. Bases 124 to 1077 code for a protein of 317 amino acids. The transcript has 2 exons. Gene Ontology annotation, molecular function: GTP binding. The record is from RefSeq and is a predicted model, not a curated record.
GUGAUGUCAGCAGUGUGUGGGUGUGGUUUGCUUCAUGAAGUCUGUAUUUAAAGAGGUGUUGCUGCAGACUAACUUCACUUCCUCAGCUCAGCAGCAGACCAGCUCCUCCCUCCAGAACCAACUAUGGACAGAAGAUUUGCCCAAAAUGCCCUCCGAUCAAAAUCAAACACAUACAAUAACGAGGUACUCCGGAUUGUGAUGGUGGGGAAGACCGGAGUUGGGAAGAGCGCCACAGGAAACACCAUUCUGGGAAAAGAGUCCUUUAAAUCAGAGUUCUCUUUUGAAUCCUGUACUGUAGACUGUUCUAAGGCCUUUGGUAGAGUUGAUGGACAAAGAGUUAAGGUUAUUGACACUCCAGGUCUGUGUGACACCAAGAUUGAUGAAGAGGAGACCAGAAACGUUGUUGGUAAGAGCAUUGCUUUUGCUUCUCCUGGACCCCAUGUCUUCCUGGUCGUCAUCAGACUGGGCAGAUUCACAGAUGAAGAAAAGCAGACAGUGCAGAAGAUUCAGGAAAUCUUUGGAGAGGAAGCAGACAGAUACAGCAUGAUUCUCUUUACCCACGGUGAUCUGCUCCAAGGGAAACCUAUUGAAGAGUUCUUGAAGGAUAGCGAAGAGCUGCAGGAACUUGUGGCCAGAUGUAACGGGCAGUACCACGUCUUCAAUAAUGACCUGAAGGAUCGUUCUCAGGUCAGAGAGCUGCUCGAUAAGAUCAGAAAGAUAUCAGAGAAGAACGGAGGAAGCCAUUACACCACUGAAAUGUUCCAAGACGCAGAGAGGGCCAUAGAAGAGGAGAAACAGAGAAUCCUUGAAGAGAGAGAAGAGGAAAUACGCAAACAAGAAGAGGAAAUGGACAAGAUAAUGGCAAAAAAGUAUGAGAAAGAAUUAAAAGAAGCCAAAGAUGACAAGGAGAGGUUGCAAAAGCUAAAUGCAGAUCGCCAAAGAGAAAUGGAGGAGCAGAGUAGGAAGAUAAGAGAAGAGGCGGCAAGGAAGGCCAGAGAUGAAGCUGAGAAAAGCUGUUUAAUGUUUGGCAAAAUUUGGUUUGGAAGUCUUGGUUUUCGUAGCCAUGAUACAGUCUGACCCUCUGGAAUAGCUCCUUGUUAAUCUUCACAGCCCCCUUUUAGAUGUUGUUGUUUGAUGUGAUUUACAGUAAUAUCAGUUAUUUCAGUGGUGAGUUGUGUUGAAGAGAGGAAGAAAAUGGAACAAUGUAUUUUACUAUAUAAAGCUUAAAUAUGCUAAAAACUGUUCUAAAACUCUGAAUGCCAUAGUCAUGUAUCGUAUAGUUUAAUGCUUUAGCAAUAUAAUCAGGAUGUAUAACAGAAAUCCUGACACGGAUGCUCAUAAAGACCCAUAAUGCAAUACGCACUUCCUCUUUCGAGGAGAUGCACUCUCUAAUAUGUAUCUGGGUAAAACGCAUUUCAUUUUUUAUUGAUUUGUGGUGUUAUAACUUGUGAAACUUUAAUAAAACGACCUGUUCACAUUUGUGAGAGGAAACUAAA